CGGCUUCAGCCUAAAGAAGGCCGGAUCUUCCUUGUCGCAUACCCGUACGGGGUUUGAUGACGUCUAAUUCUUGCGUCCUCAACAUGCUGCGCGUUUCGGGGCUGGGGUGGACUCUGGUCUCCUUGCAAGCAAGGGGCGCUCUGGUGCUGCAGCAAUGGCAUUUGCCUCGUUUCCUUCAUGCUGGCAUUCCUGUCCUGGCAGCAAAAGAAGUGCUGAUGAAACUUAGGAAGAAAACUGGCUAUUCCUUUGUGAACUGCAAGAAAGCCUUGGAAAAAUAUGAUGAUAAUUUUGAAGAAGCUGAAAUCUGGCUGCACGAACAAGCACAGAAGGAGGGAUGGAACAGAGCAUUGAAACUUCAAGGUCGGAAGACAAAAGAAGGUCUAAUAGGGGUGCUUCAAGAAGGUAGCUCAGCAGUAAUGGUAGAGGUAAACUGUGAGACCGAUUUUGUGGCCCAAAAUGUUAAAUUUCAACAGCUGGUUCAGCAAGUAGCGAUUGGAACAAUGAUUCACCAUAAGGAGACCAUAGACCAAUCAAACACAUAUGCUAAGCGUCUCUUAAAUUCUGAUGAGCUUUCUCAAGUCAGGACAGGACCAGAAGGAUCAUUGCUUACUGACCAACUUGCUCUGGCGAUAGGCAAACUUGGUGAGAACAUGGUUGUUAAGAGGGCAGCAUGCAUAUCAGUGCCUGAGAAUUUCUUCAUCGGCUCUUACGUACACGGGUCACCCUCAGAAAGCAGCUCGUUGCUUUCCAACAUGUUAUUUGGCAGAUAUGGUGCCAUGGUGAUCUGCAGUUCCUCGGAGGAAGACCCAAAGUCCGACAUGACGGAAAUGAGUAGGAGGCUGGCCCAGCAUGUGGUAGGUAUGGCCCCUCUCUCUGUGGGCUCUCUGGAAGACGAACCUGGAGACGAAUCCGAAACAAAGAUGCUUGCCCAGCCGUACGUUUUGGAGCCAACUAUUUCCUUGGGACAAUACCUUCAGCCGACUGGUGUAUCUGUGUUGGAUUUUGUGCGAUUCGCAUGUGGAGAAGAUCCAGAGUUGUCCGAAUUGAGCUAGUUCCCAAUUCCGCUUGGGCUUGGGAGCGAUUCACAGAAGUAGCUGGUAAUGCCAGUAAUGCUAUGUCUAAAGCCGAGAAUGGAAAACGUUGAAUGUCUUUCGAAAACUCAGAAAUGGCUUUUGUGGAAUGUGACCGACAAAAUAUGGCAGACAGAUGUUAAUGUAACAAAUAAAGUAUGAGUUUUAGUAAUAGUAAUGGCAAAUGUA
Messenger RNA from Crotalus tigris (Tiger rattlesnake), 1259 nucleotides. RefSeq names its product elongation factor Ts, mitochondrial-like. Gene Ontology annotation, molecular function: translation elongation factor activity; protein binding. Gene Ontology annotation, cellular component: mitochondrial matrix. The record is from RefSeq and is a predicted model, not a curated record. The transcript has 6 exons. Gene Ontology annotation, biological process: mitochondrial translational elongation. Bases 57 to 1052 code for a protein of 331 amino acids. NCBI's taxonomy places the organism in Eukaryota, Metazoa, Chordata, Lepidosauria, Squamata, Viperidae.